AUGUCGAAUGCAUAUAAAAACACAGCAACAUAAUGGAAGAACACAAAAUAGACUCUUCUCCUCGAUACUGAUCUUUCUUUCUCCUUCACUCAAAAACUUCAUGGAAACAGAAGUGGCCAAUGAUCUGUUUCCGUUGAUAAGGAUUUACAAGGAUGGCCGAGUGGAGAGACUCAUGGGCACAGCUACUGUCUCCCCAUCGCUCGACGAGAAAACCAGCGUCCAGUCGAAAGACGUCACCAUUCCACCAGGCUCCAUCGUGUCGGCUAGACUUUACAUCCCUAAAGCGGCGGUCGGGUCUCCCCAAAAGCUCCCAGUCCUCGUGUACUUUCACGGGGGAGGCUUCAUAAUUGAAACGGCAUGGUCGCCGACUUACCACAACUAUCUCAACGCCCUCGUCGCGGAGGCUAACAUCAUUGCCAUCUCCGUCGAGUAUAGAAGGGCACCGGAGCAUCCUCUUCCAACGGCUUACGACGAUUCGUGGACUGCCCUGAAAUGGGUGGCCUCUCAUUCUGCCGGAAACGGCCACGAGGAGUGGUUGAAUUCUCAUGCCAAUCUCAAGAAGGUCUUUAUGUCUGGAGAUAGCGCCGGGGCCAACAUAGUUCACAACAUGGGCAUCCGAUUGGGACAGGAAAACCUAGAUGGGAUCGAAUUUCCGGGCGUCGUUAUGGUGCAUCCUUUUUUCUGGGGCGAAGAACCAUUGCCUCUCGAGACCACCGACCCCGAGAAAACAUCCCUGAUCAGGGACCUCUGGCGGGUGGCAUACCCGACGACGGCCGGGUGCGACGACCCUCUGAUGAACCCGGCGGCCGACCCGAGGCUCUCGGGCUUGGGAGUCAACAGGGUCCUGAUUUGCGUUGCGGAAAAGGAUGUGUUGAGACAGAGGGGUUGGUACUACGAGGAGGCGUUGAGAGAGAGUGGGUGGAGUGGAGCUGUGGAGGUGAUGGAAGCGCCGGGGGAGGAUCACGUGUUCCAUUUGUUCAAUCCGGGCUGUGAUAAUGCUGUGAAGAUGAUGAAGAGAUUGGUCUCCUUCAUGAACGAGGAUGAAUAGGGUCAUGGGGAGUACUGUUAUUUGGUAGCUUCCUUUGGG
Molecule: messenger RNA, 1087 nt
Organism: Rhodamnia argentea
Lineage: Eukaryota; Viridiplantae; Streptophyta; Magnoliopsida; Myrtales; Myrtaceae
Product: probable carboxylesterase 12
Exons: 2
Coding region: 8-1048 (346 amino acids)
Molecular function (GO): hydrolase activity
Source: RefSeq, a predicted model, not a curated record